AUGUGCUUCUGGACUCGGGCCUUGAUGGCCGGCCUCGCGGCUUCGGCUGCCGCCAAUACGGGCGAGGUCGAGAGCUUCGCACUGCUCACCAUUAACGUGACGGCGCAUCUUGUAGCCACCUCGAGCGGCAAGCAUCUCAGCCAAGAGGCCCUGGAAGGGCAGAUGGACAUCAUUAACCGCAGCUUCGCGCCGCAUAACAUCACCUUUGUCCUGGUCGAGACGGAGCGCGUCGUUGACCCCCUUUGGAGCAUUGACAUCGACGGAAUACGCAUGAUGUGGGACAACAACCGCGGCGAUGCCCGCACGCUCAACCUGUACUUUGUCGAGCGCUUUGACGCGAACUCGACACAGUUAGGCUUGCCGUACGCGCCGCAGCGGCUGCCCUUAGACCUCGGCGCGUACAGGGUCGACGGCGCCGUCAUUGCGUCGUACACGGUGCCCGGCGGGCUCGGCUGGAAGGCCGCCACGUGGGAAGGCAAGGCGGCGGUCCGGGUCAUUGGCCACUGGCUCGGACUGCUCGACCCGUCCAUCGGCGGCUGCGAGGGCAAGGGUGACCUGGUUGAUGAUACGCCGGCCGCAACGGGGAAUGCGUCGCUGGGCAUUUGCCCAAAGGGCCUGGAUUCGUGCCCGGACCAGCCUGGCCUCGAUCCCAUUCACAACUUUAUGAGCGCCACCACCGACUCCUGCAAGACCGAGUUCACGCCCGGCCAGGGCCGGCGCAUGCACCAGCUCUGGAACCGGUUCCGCGCACCGCACCGCGCCCCGACCAGACCCCUGCUGGCCCCCAUCGCGCCGCUCGAGGGAGAAGGCAAGCUGCCGUACUACUCGCGGCCCGUGAGCAUGAUGGCGGCGCUGGUGGAGUGCCUGCCGCACGAGGCCAACGUGACGCGCGAGGCGCGCGAGGCCUACUGCAGCACCUUCAUCUACUGCUACUUUGACACCUGGAGGGCCGCCGACACGGGCGAGAAGUACACGAGCAACAACACGUGGGUCGAGUGCGAGGACGCGCGCGUCGCGCCGCAGACCGACGAGGAGGCGGGCGUGGCGAACUCGGAGAGCAUGCCGGCGAGGGUCAGCGCGCGGCGCGUGGAGAGGCGGUGGUGGCCGCUUGCUGGUGAAGAAAUGUUCGACCUGUGGAUGUAUGGCGGAGAGGGUGCGAUUCCCUUUUAG
Messenger RNA from Hirsutella rhossiliensis, 1170 nucleotides. Its product is annotated as pregnancy-associated plasma protein-A domain-containing protein. The record is from RefSeq and is a predicted model, not a curated record. Bases 1 to 1170 code for a protein of 389 amino acids. The transcript is spliced from 4 exons. Gene Ontology annotation, molecular function: metallopeptidase activity. Lineage: Eukaryota; Fungi; Ascomycota; Sordariomycetes; Hypocreales; Ophiocordycipitaceae.